AUGCUGCUCACACCUCGCACCUACUCCCUAGCCCAAGUCGCCGACCAAGGCCGAAAGCGAGCUGAGUACUCGUACUUCACCUGCGCUGUGUCGCGAAAGGAGUUACAGGCAGAGGAACGUCGUGCGCGAAAGAUGCUGCUGCUGCACCAGACUGGCGCGGUCAAAGUUGGCGAGGUCGUGAGAUAUACCGUCACAUACACACCCUCUGAAGAUCGAAUUCUACCGCCCCCAGCGCAUCUCCAUGUUCGCAUACGCAACACUUCGGCCAUUCCACUACGCGCCGCAUACCUCCAUGGCCCUUACACCAUACACGUCUCUGCAUACCCCUCGACGUUUAAUCCAAACAAGAAGGCCAAGGACCCAAAGCUCUAUGGCGUCCCGGACUUUGAGCCAAACGUCAAGGCUGGCGGAUACUGGAACACGCGACUGACGGUACCAGACCAUCUCAGGAAAGAAGGGGCAAGGCAUGAGGAUGCAUCACCAAAGAGUGCAACUUGGAUCAUCGAAAUCGCCUCGCAGAUCAUCUUCUCGAAUUCUGCCUCUGUUCACUACGAGCUGUUAGUGGCACGCGACGAGCGUUCACUGGACCUGGGCUUUACAGCUGUCACUGGAAAUAGUCAAGGUGUCCCAGGCAAAGUCAAGGAUCACCAGCAGAACAAAAAUGCCAGCUCCAAUCACCCUGCUCGCACCAAGGGCGUCUACUCCAAGGCGGUCAAAUUGGUCGUGGACGACACAUCAAGUCUUUGGAAUAAGCCAGAGUUGCCACAAUGGGAAGACGAGGAGGAUAACAAUGGACUAAAAUCCAAAGACUCACAUCCAUCGCAUACGCAGAAGAAGCAGGACAAGAAGCAGCAGAAUAUCCAUUUGGUGCUUGUGACACAUGGUCUCCACAGUAACUUGGGUGCAGAUAUGCUAUAUCUCAAGGAAAGCAUCGAUGCGACUGCCAGACAGGCCCGAGAAGACCGUAGAAGACGGCGACAGGAACAAAAAGGGUCCAAGAAGCAGAAUGACAACGAACAGAAGGAUGUAUCCACAGCACCUCUGUCUGGCGGCCAGGACCAAAUAUCUGACCACGAGGACAAGGACGAGGCCGACGAAGAGCAAGUCAUUGUUCGCGGUUUCGAUGGCAAUGUCAUUCGCACUGAACGCGGCAUCCAAUACCUAGGCAAACGAUUGGCCAAAUACGUCUUACGUCUGACACAUCCUGAUCAACCAUUUUUCCCCAUCAAGAAGUCCAUGGGGCAAAAGUUGUCGAGCACAUUCUCUCCAGCCAAGGACAAAGCGGAUGAGGGCAUCCCUGCACAUCACGGCAGUACGGUACAGCAGCAACCGUCGCCAGAGGAACCGUUCAAGCGCGCGUACAAAUUCACGAGCAUAAGUUUUAUAGGUCACUCUCUUGGAGGUCUUGUUCAAACGUAUGCCAUAGCGUACAUCCAAAAGCAUUCUCCAACAUUUUUUGACACGAUCAAGCCAAUCAAUUUCAUCGCAUUGGCAUCGCCGUUCCUCGGCCUCAGCAAUGAGAAUCCCAUCUACGUAAAGUUUGCUCUGGACUUUGGCUUGGUUGGUCGAACUGGACAAGACCUGGGCUUGACCUGGAAACCUCCGACAUUGGCGAAAAGUGGCUGGAACGCUAUGGUGAGUGGGUUUGGGGGUCAGUCUCCGAACCAUCGCAGCCAGGACGAUCCGGGAGCCAAGCCACUGUUGCGCAUUCUGCCGACAGGCCCAGCACAUGUGGUCCUUCGCAAGUUUCGUAAUCGAACACUCUACUCCAAUGUAGUUAAUGACGGUAUUGUUCCCCUUCGCACUAGCUGUCUCCUCUUCCUUGACUGGCGAGGUCUUGGUCGAGUGGAGAAGGCCCGCCGAGAAAAUGGACUCAUUGGGACUGUGGCUGUAUGGGGAUUUGGACAGAUUACAGGGCAGAACUCCUCGCCGAAUCCGUCGCGGGUAGGCCUGACCGACGAUGCUGGAUCGGGCACGGAGUCACCAACAUAUAACAGCAACGACACGACUGUUCCACUACCUAGCGAGGAUCUCACCAACCAAGAUGACCAAACCCAGACACGAACUUCGAUAGAGCCUUCGGCACAUCAGUUUCUAGAUGGGAGAAAGAAAGCACCCGAUGGCGAAGAAGAAGAAGACGAAGAAAACGAUCAGUAUUUCCAACCUCAGAAUACUCUGAUGCAGUUGUGGAGCUACAUUCGACCUACGGGUAAGCAUACAUCAAGAGAUAAGAAGAUGUUCACUCGCAGCCAAACAAUUUACCAGGAGGAUGGAGAGGAGGCGGCUAAUCAAGGCGAAACGGAGGCAACGGACGGUCAGGAUGCUCAGCAACAGCGGAAAAGACCUCAAGCUACCCGAGGAGAUUCUAUAGCUACCAACAGCUCCAAAAGCGCGCGAGCUCCACCAAAGACAACGAUUUUUGAGUCAGCUGGCGAUAUUAUCAAUCCGCCUGUUCCAACAUCAUCGUGGAUCAACGACCCUUCAUCUCGUGCUCGUACUAUCUUCCAUGACCGAGUGUAUCAUCCCGAAGACAUUCCUCCGCCCCCUAUGAAGAAGAAGGCUGGCAAUCGGUCGGUUUCAGGAGACAGCACGAUGUCACAAGCCUCCGCUGCGAGCGUUGAUGAAGGCGUGAUGCGUGUCGAGGAGAAAAUCGCUCGCGCCUACCACAAAGAUCUCUCCUGGCGCAAGGUGUUGGUGCGAUUAGAGCCUGAUGCACACAACAACAUUAUUGUCCGGCGCAUGUUUGCCAACGCCUACGGUUGGCCGGUGAUUAAGCACCUCUGUGACACCCAUUUCGCAGAAACCUACUCCGCGCAGACUCGUGAUGAAAAUGAGUCGGCUAUUGAUCGUGCAGCCGGUGUCGAAGUACCUGUCAAAGAAGACGGCGAACAUGUCAAGGGCCAGGAAGACACGAAGCCCCCUGUCGACCGAAGCGAAAGCGAGAUGCGAGAAGUAGCUGAUGAGCUAGCUCCUCUGAAGUCCCCAGGAGUCAAGUAUCCAAAGAGGAUGGACACUGGAGAUUCUGCGCGUAGCAUAGGCUCUGUGGAUUGGGAUAGUAUCUACUUUGAAGGCACGAGCGACGAGGAAGACGAUAGCGACGACCGCACUGCGUUUCAGAAGUUCUUACAACUCAACAACCCCAUGGCUGCAAAGAGUUCGCCCCUACACUUGCCGACUGCGGCACCGCAUACACCUGAUACCAACACCAAGGGGACGAGUGAUGCAGAGAUUUCGGACUUCCUGCACGGCGCCUCGCCCAUGGAUGUUCACAGAGGUCUUGGGGCUAGUCCGAGUAGUAAAUCGAACAGGUCGGCGAGUCGUGAGCCAGAUGCGUCACAGCCCAUGGGAAAUACCUUUUUAGGCCAGGGAUUGAUAACCGCAAGCCCGCCUGCAUCGCCGACGGGCAAUCUGAGUCAAGUGGGCUUAGCACCAAGCUCACCAAAAUCCCAACGCGUGAGAAGCGGGAGUACUGGAGUGGGUGAACAAGUGGCUAAGAUGACGAAGCUGGGUGAAGAUGCCAGUGGCUGA
Molecule: messenger RNA, 3528 nt
Organism: Plenodomus lingam JN3
Lineage: Eukaryota; Fungi; Ascomycota; Dothideomycetes; Pleosporales; Leptosphaeriaceae
Molecular function (GO): monoacylglycerol lipase activity
Source: RefSeq, a predicted model, not a curated record